UCAGAAUGGUGUUAUUUCACCUAGCGAAUUUAAACUUAUUGCCUGAUAAAAAUUGGUAAUUUAUUAUCAGAAAAUUAAAUGAGUAAAUAAAAAUAGUUGAACAAAUUACUGAACAAAUCAAUGCACUUAGCGUUUUUAUUAUUUAAAGGUUUACCCUGUGAAUCUAAUGUUUCACUCGCAGGCAUUGAUGUGCGAGUGUGAUCGGUGAAAGGGCACUACAGGUUCAUUGCUAAAGCUUUAUCCCGUAGGCUGCAACAUCGAUUGUCGUACCUUUUUCUCCAUGAGAUAUGGCCAUAGUCUCACCUUCUCCAUUACCAACUUCUCAAUUUUCACUUUCUUGGUAACUCGAUCCUUCUGCAGCAAGGCCAGGGCAAACCGUUACGCAUCCCUCCUUCAAUUAUGUUGCCUUCAAAGUUCCAUAUCUUGUUCCUUCGACCGUGCUGUACAUGCCCACAUGAUAGCUUCUGGGUUCAGGCCACGUGGCCACACCCUCAACCGUUUGAUCAAUAUUUAUUGCAAAUCAUCGAAACUCGCUUACGCCCGCCACCUGUUCGAUGAAAUUCCACAGCCCGACAUUGUUGCAAGAACUACGUUGAUCUCUGCGUACUCUGCCAUUGGGGAUUUAAAGCUUGCGAAAGAAAUAUUUAAUGGAACUCUGUUACUUAUGCGAGACACUGUUUUCUACAACGCCAUGAUUACUGCCUACUCACACAAUAAUGAUGGCCAUGCGGCUAUCGAAUUAUUUCGUGACAUGAGAAGAAAUGACUUUAGCCCUGAUAAUUUUACCUUUACCAGUGUCAUUGGUGCAUUGGCGCUUGUGGCUGAAAAUGAAAGGCAUUGCCAGCAGCUGCAUUGCGCGGUGGUGAAGUCAGGGACGGGUUUUGUUACUUCGGUGUUGAAUGCGCUAAUAUCUGCUUAUGUUAAGUGUGCAUCCUCACCGUCUGUGUCAUCGUCGUCAUUAAUGGGCGCAGCUAGGAGAUUGUUUGAUGAUAUGGUCGAGAGAGAUGAGUUGUCAUGGACCACUAUUAUUACUGGGUACGUGAAGAAUGAUGAUCUUGACGCAGCAAGAGAAUUUUUUGAUGGGGGUGGGAUGUGUGAGGAAAUGGUGGUGGCGUGGAAUGCGAUGAUUUCGGGCUACAUGCAUCGUGGUUUAUAUAAAGAAGCACUAGAGAUGUUUAGGAAGAUGUAUUUAUCAGGAAUGCGUUUGGAUGAAUUUACAUAUACUAGUAUUAUUAGCGUUUGUGCGAAUGCUGGUUUCUUUCAGCUUGGUAAGGAAUUGCAUGCUUACAUUUUAAAAACUGAGGUCAACCCUUCACCAGACUUUUCAUUGCCCGUGAAUAAUGCAUUGGUCACUUUAUACUGGAGAUGUGGUAGAGUUGAUGAGGCCCGAGAAAUAUUUAAUUAUAUGCCUGUGAAAGACCUUGUAUCAUGGAAUGCACUUUUAUCUGGCUAUGUGAAUGCUGGGCGGAUAAAUGAAGCUCAAUCCUUUUUUAAGGAGAUGCCUGAGAAAAACAUAUUGACGUGGACUGUAAUGAUAUCGGGCUUAGCUCAAAAUGGGUUUGCGGAAGAAGGUCUGAAGCUGUUCAAUCAGAUGAAAAUAUUAGGUUUUGAACCAUGCGAUUAUGCAUUUGCAGGAGCAAUUACUUCUUGUGCUGUGCUUGGAACAUUGGAGCAUGGUCGACAGCUCCAUGCUCAACUAAUCAGGUUUGGGUUUGAUUCAAGUCUUUCAGCGGGAAAUGCACUCAUAACAAUGUAUGCAAGAUGUGGUGUUGUUGAAGCUGCAGAGUCUUUGUUCCUUACUAUGCAUUGUGUUGAUUCUGUAUCAUGGAAUGCCAUGAUUGCAGCACUGGGGCAACAUGGCCAUGGCAUUCAAGCAAUUGAACUCUUUGAAGAGAUGUUGGCCGAAGGCAUAUUGCCUGAUCGGAUAUCCUUUCUUACAGUACUCUCUGCUUGUAGCCAUGCAGGUUUAGUUGAAAAAGGUCACCAUUAUUUCAAUUCAAUGUAUUCUGUUUAUGGUAUAACCCCGGGUGAAGAUCAUUAUGCCCGUGUUAUUGAUUUGUUAUGUAGAGCUGGAAAAUUCACAGAAGCAAAGAGUGUGAUGGAGUCGAUGCCUUGUGAGCCUGGUGUUUCCAUUUGGGAGGCUCUUCUUGCUGGCUCUCGGAUACACGGGAUCAUGGAUAUCGGCAUUAAAGCUGCUGAGCGGCUCUUUGAGCUGAAGCCUGAACAUGAUGGAACGUAUGUGCAGUUGUCAAACAUGUAUGCUGUAGCAGGCAGAUGGGUUGAUGUGGCCAAGGUGCGGAAGUUAAUGAGGGACCGCGGGGUGAAGAAGGAGCCUGGUUGUAGUUGGCUUGAGGUUGAAAGUAUGGUCCAUGUCUUCUUGGUUGAUGAUGCUGUGCACCCUGAAGUGCAUGCAGUUUACAAUUAUCUUGAUCAGCUGGACCAGGAAAUGAGAAAACUAGGUUAUGUUCCUGACACAAAGUUUGUGUUGCAUGACAUGGAAUUUGACCAAAAAGAAUAUGCCUUGUCUACUCACAGCGAGAAGCUUGCAGUUGCUUUUGGGCUUAUGAAACUUCCCCGUGGAGCCACUGUCAGGGUUUUCAAGAACCUUAGGAUAUGUGGCGAUUGUCAUAAUGCUAUCAAAUAUAUGUCAAAGGUUGUGGGAAGGGAAAUUGUUGUGAGAGAUGGAAAGAGGUUUCAUCACUUCAGGAAUGGUGAAUGCUCUUGUGGUAAUUAUUGGUAAACAGUUUCUAAUAAAAUAUGAGAUAGUUAAGGUUCAAAUUGGCUUUUGAUGGAAUUCUGAAGUACAGCCUUUCCUUCAACUGUAUUUCAAAAGUUACAGGGGGAAUUUUUGUGAGAUAUAGGUUUCGUCACUUCAGGGAAGGCAAAUUGCAAUUCUUGGUAACAGCUUUCUGUUAAAAUCUGAGACUGUUAGGACUCAAAGCAGAAAUUUGUUUGGCUUUUGGUGGAAAUUGCUAAAUGCAAUCUUGCUAGUUGUCAUCAAGUAUACAACUAAGGUCCUUUUUCUCCCUAUCCAUUUAUUUUCAGAGUUUCCUUCAAUAUAAAAAGUAGAAGCUCAAGAAGAAGUAACUUAACAUACCAUCUGCAAUAUGAUGAUUAAUUUUAUCCAAUACCUACUUGACAUUUUGGCAUUGUAACUGAAGGGAAGCUUAGCACUGCUUGGUGUUAAAGUUUUUUUCUCAAGUAAUGCAUUGCAAGCAUCAUUUCUACCCAUUGCAACGAUUGCAUAACUUGUAGCUUUGGUGACUCGGGAGUAAGAAAGCUCUUUGUCAUUGCAGAAAGCAUGAGAACUAUCAGAAAAAGUUUUUGGAUUACCAAUUCCAGAAAAACGCCUCUUAUGGAUUUGAUUUGUGCCCUAUUUUCGUAACUAGGAUUGCAGUCUUCAAAGCUUGCUAAUGAGAUGGUUGCUUUGACCCUGCUCCUCCAUCUUGAAGGCUAUAGAUGAUGCAGUUAAGGAUGGAGUUAUAAUUUCCAUUUCUAUUGGGAUGAGUUUAAUUUUUCAGUUUGAUUAUCGUAAUGACCCAUAGCAAUUGGUGCAUUUAAUGCACAGUGAAUGGGUAUCUUGGUAUCUAUUCGGACGGAAAUGAUGGACCUGACCGUUACACUAUAUCAACUCUGCUUUGUGGGCUUUUACUGUUGCAGCUUCUAAUAUUGACAGAGAUUUCCAAUCUGCUGUCUUUUGUGGAAUGGGAACUCCAAAAAUCCAACUGCAAAAAUCCUUCCAGCGGCUGAUGUUCUACCGUAUAAACCAGCAUCAGUUGUUGCGUGGUUCUCUUCCAGGGGCCUGGUUAGCUUACAAGAAAACAUUCUGAAGGUUAUUCUCGGUUCAUAAACGUUCAACUUUACAUGAAUAGGAUAAGUGGACUAUGCAGUUGAUGGCUUUGCAUUUAGUUGCCAUUUUAGCUGCCAUGAUUUCUAAAAUGAAGCAGGAAGUAUUCUACUGGGACAUCAACGGUUGGCCCCCAUGCAACAGGUGCCAUUGCAUUCAUAAACUCUAUUCACCGUUUAUGGAGAUCUUCCAUGAUCAAAUGUGCAGUGCAAUAGUGGAUAAAUCUUUCAAGGUUGAAAUAUCUUCAAGAGUUAUUCAAUGCAUACAGUUUCCCGUUCUUACAUUCAUACAGUCAUUGCAGCAGAUGUAUUUAAUAAUUUUGCAGAAAAAGUGCAAACUUUGAUAUUUUGUCUUUCUUUCUGCCAACCUUCUAUAACUACUUGGGAACCCUUUACAUGCAGCUCAUAUUGAAAUUCAAGUCCACAUGAGAUGGGAGUUGGAGAAAUAAACCCACUCAAAGCUCUUACUCCUGGAUUAGUUUUUGAAAUAACGACAGAAUAUCAUCUUCAAUUGUGUGUUAUUUUGGGUACUCUCAUAACAUAAGAUCCAUGCAAAAAACAAACUUUUCAACUGUCGAAGAAUCAGCUUCGACAAAUUCAUCUCCAACAUUAAUUACCCAUCAAUAUCUAUUAGCAAGCUUGACAGACAUCAAGUUGCCCAGACGUUAAAAAGAAUUGUAACAUAUGUGGGAACUCCAAAUGCUACAUGCAUAGAGUGCAAGCCCCGGAGGCUCUAGUGGUGAAGGUUCUACAAGAGAAGCUUAUUUUCAAGGAGGCGUCAUCAAGAUUGUCUUCAAGGUCUCCUUUAAUGGCAAGAUGGCUCCAAGAGGAUACAACUUUAGGUCUGUGAUGGAUUGGUGGUAGACAUUCUCAUUCUGUUACGUCUAGUAUCCAUAGUAAAUGUUGAAUAGCAAUAACAGACAAGUGACAUUGGAGGGGCAAAGAAAUCGGAAGUACAAUUUUGAAUCAUACUAUUUGUAAGAGUAAAGAUAAUGAUUAUUGAUGCUAUUUUAUUCUAUUUAUUAGUAAAAGGAAAUUGAAC
Manihot esculenta (cassava) is the source of this 4888-nucleotide messenger RNA. Its product is annotated as pentatricopeptide repeat-containing protein At1g25360. NCBI's taxonomy places the organism in Eukaryota, Viridiplantae, Streptophyta, Magnoliopsida, Malpighiales, Euphorbiaceae. Gene Ontology annotation, molecular function: protein binding; RNA binding; zinc ion binding. The transcript has 2 exons. The record is from RefSeq and is a predicted model, not a curated record. The coding region runs from base 281 to 2740 and encodes 819 amino acids. Gene Ontology annotation, biological process: RNA modification.